Penaeus vannamei (Pacific white shrimp) is the source of this 348-nucleotide messenger RNA. Lineage: Eukaryota; Metazoa; Arthropoda; Malacostraca; Decapoda; Penaeidae. The record is from RefSeq and is a predicted model, not a curated record.
GACUUGAAAUUAGUGAACCUCACCAAACAUCGAUUCCCAGAUUCGUUCACAUCCAUCAAAUAUGAAGACUUCUGCAGGGAUCCUGAGACCGUGGCCACAAACCUCUGGAAAUUCAUCUCGGGAGACAGCCGAGCCGCCCUCCCGCAGUCGUGGCUGAACUACCUGAAGUUGCACACGGACCCCGCCCACAGCAGACCGAGGAAGAGGUUCGGGACGCUGAGAAACACCCGCAAACAGACCCAAGCUUGGAGGAGAGAGAUCUCGGACACGCUGUUGAGAUCGGUCGACGGUCGAGACGGCGUGUGGGGAAGUGAUCGACAUUUUGGGGCAUCGGCGGUUUGGCAGCAC